UCAGACUGCUAUAUCAUCUGUGUGUGUCGGGAUACUGAGCACAACAAACAGCGUGUGGUAAUGCAACAGUAAGAGUUUGAAAAGCUCUAUUAUUAUUUUCAUUUACAUGUUGACGUCCAUUAACUCAGCCAUGUCUGGAGCUUUAGCCAGGCUGCUCUUCUACCCGACUUUAGCCUACAAUGUGGUCAUGGAGAAGGUGUCGUCCAGGCGGUGGUUUGACAGAGUGGACGGGACUGUGAUCCUGGGAGCCCUGCCCUUCAGAUCCAUGACAAAACAGCUGGUAGAAAAACAAAAUGUCCGAGGCGUUAUCACCAUGAACGAGAAGUAUGAGACCAAAUAUUUCUGCAACUCUGCUGAGGAGUGGCAACGCGUGGGUGUGGAGCAGCUGAGGCUGAGCACCGUCGACCUGACCGGCGUUCCCAGCCUGGAGAACCUGCACAGAGGCGUAGAGUUCGCCCUGCAUCACAGAGAGCGAGGGACCAGCGUGUACGUCCACUGUAAGGCUGGACGCUCCCGCAGCGCCACGCUGGCUGCUGCCUACCUCAUACGGGUGCACUGCUGGACUCCAGAGGAAGCCUGUCAGAAGCUGGCGUCUGUUCGACCGCACAUCCUGGUGCGCUCCGCUCAGCUGGAGAUGCUGAGGAAGUACCACCAGCAGGUGUGCGGACAGUCCGGCUGAGACCCACUUCCUGUUUCCUUCAGCGGCUGGAAGACUGGACUCAGAGCCUCAUCUCAAGUCACAGCGACAUGAAACAACUUCCUCCACAUCAUACCGUACACCAGUGGUCACCUGCAUGUUUUAGGUAGCUCCACCUGAUUCUAAUCAUUAACUUGUUAUCAAGCCCGUUGACGAGCUUCAGCUGCUUGAUAACGAGCUGAUCAUAGAAUCAGGUGUGUUAGAGUGGAGAGAUACCUAAAACAUGCAGGCUAGUAGCUCAACAGGAGCAGGGUUGGAGAUCAGUGGUGUACACCCACCGAAGAGUAAAUGCUGAAACUGAUUAAUCUAAAAGGUUUUAAAUCAUUCUUUAUAAUAGCAGAUUUUUAUUAGUUAAUUCACAACAGAUCAGUAAGCAGACAUGUUUAUUUUUAUUGACUGUUAUCAUGAAGGUUUCUGUGACCCUCAUCACUUUUUCCUUCAACUCCUCGGUUUCCUGAUUGUGCCUGAAAAAGCAAAUUAAUUUUACUUUUGGAAUUAUUGAAGCUCAGAGUGAUGUUUAAAAAAAAAGUAACUUCCCUUCUUUUUUCCAGAAUAAAUUACUUUUAAUAUUCCAACACUGCAAUAUUGUUUUUUUGUGGUUUAUUCAUAAAAAACACUGACUUUGCUUUUGGAUUGCAACAAAGACAUUUUAGAGCAUAAUUCAGCAUUAUGUGGUUGCUGUGUACAGUGGAAAACUUUUAAUUUCAAUUUCUUAUCUUAUUUUGCCUCACAGCUGAAAAUAUUGACAGUGAACUGUUGAAUAAAAUAUUUGUCAGAUGAAUGUGGUCUGAUGGUGUUUUGAAUAUGCUGUGAUGUUCCAGUGAAAUACAUGUAUGUAUAUAUAUGUGUGCAUAAAAGUUACAAAUGUGAUGUGACGACAUUAAAACACAAGUAAA
Molecule: messenger RNA, 1593 nt
Organism: Scomber scombrus (Atlantic mackerel)
Lineage: Eukaryota; Metazoa; Chordata; Actinopteri; Scombriformes; Scombridae
Gene: ptpmt1
Product: protein tyrosine phosphatase mitochondrial 1
Exons: 4
Coding region: 107-679 (190 amino acids)
Biological process (GO): protein dephosphorylation
Molecular function (GO): phosphatidylglycerophosphatase activity; phosphatidylinositol-4,5-bisphosphate 5-phosphatase activity; protein tyrosine/serine/threonine phosphatase activity
Source: RefSeq, a predicted model, not a curated record